Alternaria novae-zelandiae is the source of this 492-nucleotide messenger RNA. RefSeq lists its product as uncharacterized. Bases 1 to 492 code for a protein of 163 amino acids. The record is from RefSeq and is a predicted model, not a curated record. NCBI's taxonomy places the organism in Eukaryota, Fungi, Ascomycota, Dothideomycetes, Pleosporales, Pleosporaceae. The transcript is spliced from 3 exons.
AUGCUGGGAUACGUCGCCCUCUCCAUGGGUAUUGGAAAAGAAGAGAAACCCUCGGAAUCCAUGAAAAGCCCACUGAAGUCGCCAUCUGCUUCAACCGAGUCAGCGGAGGAAGUCGCAGAGCGCGAAGAUACUAGGCUAUGGCAUGCCAACGAUCGCAAAUAUCUGUCGCUACAAGACAUCUCCAUUGGAUUCAACGAGCUCUUGCUUCGGGUCUCCAAGUCCGAUGUUAGCUUGACCAGCUACUUCCCUCAGCUGGAUAUCAGAUCGGACGUGUAUUUUCGUGUGCGGAAGAUGGGUAGUCGCCCUGCGCGCGACAGCACAUACGUCAUGUAUCUUGUCGUUGAUGAUAAGAUCAUACUUGAGGGCAGGGGUAGAGGGAAGGAGGAAGCUUUUCGUGAUCUGUAUUUGGAGGUUUCGGAGAUGGUGACUGAAGCUGUGGACAGGAUUGGGGAGUCGGAAACAGCAUGGGAAGAGGAGGAUCGUUUGGAGUAG